Molecule: messenger RNA, 1239 nt
Organism: Meloidogyne enterolobii
Lineage: Eukaryota; Metazoa; Nematoda; Chromadorea; Rhabditida; Meloidogynidae
Source: the annotation of a GenBank genome assembly
AUGUUUUGGUAUUUAUUUGGUAUUACAAGCUAUUUUCCACGGUUUGGUAUUUCAACAUCUUUUGGGGGUUUGGUAUUUCAAGCUAUUGGAUGGCUAGAACCACUUCUUGCACGAAUAAAAAAAGAUCCAACAACUGUAGUUUGUCCAGUUAUUGAUGUAAUAGAUGAUAAUACAUUUGAAUAUCAUUAUUCUAAAGCGUUCUUUACUAAUGUUGGAGGUUUUGAUUGGUCCUUGCAAUUUAAUUGGCAUCCUAUUCCUGAAAGAGACCGCAAAAAUCGACGAAAUAUUGAUCCUGUUCGUUCUCCAACAAUGGCUGGAGGAUUGUUUUCUAUUGAUCGAGCUUAUUUUGAAAAACUUGGAACUUAUGAUGAUGGUUUUGAUAUUUGGGGUGGUGAAAAUUUGGAACUUUCUUUUAAGAUUUGGAUGUGUGGUGGACGUCUUGAAAUUGUUCCAUGUUCACAUGUUGGACACAUUUUUAGAAAACGAUCACCUUAUAAAUGGAGAACGGGAGUAAAUGUCCUUAAAAGAAAUUCUAUAAGAUUGGCAGAAGUUUGGUUAGAUGAAUAUAAAGAAUAUUAUUAUGAAAGGAUUAAUAAUCAAUUGGGUGAUUUUGGAGAUAUUUCUAGUCGGAAACAACUUAGAGAGAAAUUACAAUGUAAAACAUUCAAAUGGUAUUUGGACAACAUUUUCCCAGAAUUAUUUAUUCCUGGUGAAGCUAUUGCCAAAGGAGAGGUUCGAAAUGCCGCAAUAGAAAACAAUGCGCGUUGCCUCGAUUGUGCGAUAGGAAGACACGAGAAGGACAAGCCAAUAAAUUUAUGGCCUUGUCAUAAUCAAGGCGGGAAUCAAGUUCGGUGUGCUGGAGGAGGUUCAAAAAUAUGUCUCGAUUGGGCAAAUAAAAGACGACAUACUCGAAAAUUGGGACUUUAUUGGUGUCAUAAUCAAGGGGGAAAUCAGUAUUGGAUGCUAAGUAAAGAUGGAGAAAUUCGUAGAGACGAGUCUUGUAUUGAUUAUGCUGGAAAGGAUGUUAUCAUCUUUCCUUGUCAUAGCAUGAAAGGAAAUCAAGAAUGGCGCUACGAUCAUGAUAAACAUCAAUUAUUGCAUGUAGUUUCUGGAAAAUGUUUGGAAAUGGGAAAAGAUGCAAGUAAAUUGUUAAUGAAUAAUUGUGACACUUCCAAUCUUUAUCAACAUUGGACUUUUAAGGAAUACAAAGGGGAGGCUAAAAAUAAUAAGGGGCUUUGA